CAUUUAUAUAUACAUAUCCCGACGAUAAAAGCAUAUCACAUAAGCCUACCAACAGUUUACAAUUGUUUAAUAUCGAUUUUGAUUUUGUACAACUCAAUAUAUCAAGACAACAUUGCUAUUAUCAAGUCUAUAUGAUGAAUUGUCAAUACGAAGUUGAAGAAUUAGAAAAUGGUGAAGCUGCUUUAGAAGCCUUCAUGAAUUGUACAAAAAAUCCAGAUCAUAAAAAUUUUAUUCCUAUGGAUAAAUUCACCCUAAAUGACCUUCCUCUAGAUUAUCGUGACCAAGAUUUCUUUGACCUGAUUAAGGCUACAGCUGACCUGACAGUUAGAAUUGGUGUGCCAUUUGUCAGUGAAAACAGACCAGAGUAUUGGCCCAAAGAAAAUAAAAAAUAUCCUUUUUCUGAGAAAAGAAACACUACGACAAGUAGAACUGGAACUGGAAAAAUAUACGUGUACAAAUACAUAGAUGGGUGUGGAUUUGAUGGAUAUGGUCGAAAUUUUAAAUCUCCGACCGGUACUAAACUUGAGACUACUAAUAAAUAUUGUCCAUGUCAAAAAUGUCAAGACUCAGGGGAAAAGAAAAACGUCUGGUGGGAAAUUUUUAUUUUUACAGCCACGCAUUUAGUUUAUGAUGAAAUUGAAGCCAGUAAGGCUGUUUGUAGGUUGUUCUAUGAUGCUGAAGACAGUGAAGUUACACUUUUGGAAAACUUGAGUCUCGUAUACGCAAAUGUUGAGAGGGACGUCUGUGAGAUGAAAUACGUGACGUGUGAUGCGGAACUUGGAGACAAACUUUACCAGACGGUACAACUCUGCUAUGACCUAUUGAAAAAAAAUUUUGAGGGGAAUUUCACAUCAAAAUUUGUGUUUAUAGUAUCACAUCCUCAUGGCAGUUCUAAGCAUGUCAGCUUUGGUAGACUACAAGACAACGAGAGGUAUGAGGAACUGAACGCUGAUUACGACCUGUCAAAGUUGACCUAUGAUACGCCGACAUGUCCAGGAAGUAGUGGCGCGAAAGUCUACUGUCUUGGGUUGAAUAUGUCUGGGGAAUACGUCCAUAGGGGGAGUUUAGACUCAAAUCUUAAUUAUAGUAGCACUGGCUUCUGUAGUAAGAAAUGUUGAGGGAUCAGGUAAAAAACAGUAGAUAAAGUGCUUUAUGUGACAAAGUAACGUUUUAUUAAAAUAUGUAGUUCUAUUGUAAUCCUUAACUAAAUGUGAUGAGGAAUCAUGGGCGUAGCCAGGGUUUUUUCUUUUUUUUUUUUUGGUGGGUGGUGGAUGGGAUGAAUUUAAACGUCUUACUUCAACUGAAUCAACUGUAACGACUCGCUACAUAGACUUUAACUCUAGUCCACCUCAGUUAACUCUACUCUAGUUAACUAGCAUCUAGUCGUAGACUUGUCUCUUCUACUGCCUCGCACAGUAGACAGCAGUAACGACUCUACCGACGACUCUAGUCUAGACCAGUGGUGGGCUAAUUACGUCCCGCCGAAAAGUUUUAUGCGGCCCGCGGACACCUACAUAGAUUAGGUGUUCUCACAGAUUAUACAUAUAAACCCAAUCAUAAACUCUUUACACGGAAAGAUUGCGCAUUUAAUAUCACACAUCAAACUCAUAGCUAAGGCAGUUCUGAGGAGUACUUCGAGAUUCGGAAACAAAACAUUCCGAUGUAUACGGUAGUAUACUCUUGUUUAGCAUGGACAAGGUUUUGAGAAGAAUAUGGGAUCUCAAUGAAGAAAUUGUUAUGAUCCUUAAAGAACAUUGAUUGUGACUUUUUAAUAAUAUUUCUAAUGAAGAAUGGAAAACAGACUUUUUGUUUGCCAUUCACAAUAUUGCAAUGGGUUGUUUGCACUUGAAAUAUAUGUGCAUACUAAAUCUUUCCAAACAAAGCUAUUCUAUUUCUCCAGACAAGCAACUGAGAUGUGAAACAAUUUCUAGUGGAAUGGUUGAAAGGUACGAAACUUAAUUAGAUUCUUCUAUUGUGGAAUUUUAAAGCAUUUUUUUUAAAUAAACACAUGUAAAAACAGGUCAAUGCUGACUGAUUGAUUUGAAAGCAGUUACAUUAUGGAUGAGUAUAAACAGUAAAAUAAUUCUCAUUAAGUAUAACUGUACAUUUGUGGUAAAAUAUUGUGAUGUAACAGGCAAUUUAAAAAAUGUUCGAAAAAUUUAUUUCAGAAAUGGCUAACUCUUGUUGUAGUUCCUUAUUGGGAGUGUAAAACAAUAAUAUGUAAAUUUAGAAUACAGUACAAAUGUGAAUUAAAAGACAUUGUACAUAGUUAGCUAUCGUAUUUGUCUCAGUUGUAAGUAUAUAUGCGGCCCCCAUUCCCAAAUUUUUUAAUGCGGCCCUUGAUCGAUAAAGGUUGCCCACUUCUGCUCUAGACGACUAACUCUUCACAUUAACUCUCUGGCUUAUAUAGAGGCCCUAAUCGCUCCUCCAAUGUUGCAGAAACACUGCUAGUACCUUCUGGAACAUCACGUAAGGACACGUCACAUCCUGUCUUUGUUUAUGUUAAUACAUGUAUAUUCCAGAGAACAAUCGCUGCUAUGUCAUCUCGCCGGGGUCACAUGUAGUGACCUCCCCUUGUCACUGUUCAUUUGUAACAAUAUGUCUGUAACAUUUCAGCUCACAAAAUAGAUUGCUUUUGCAAACGUUCGUCCCCCCCCCUUUCCCCCCAAAUUUAUUCCGCCAACUCACUUCUGGAGGCGUCCAAAAGCACCUAUGGCCCUGACCAGAAGGUUACCCACUUCCCUUGAAAACGAUGCAUCAUUCUAUACCAUGCUUCCUAGAUAUGUAAAGAGGUCUACCAUGUUAAGGGGAUGUCCAUAUCCAGGGAUCUUUGGGGCUGAGAAGAUUUUAUUGAGUGAAUUCUGGAACAUGACUUAUUGGAUGACAUCCGGAGUAAGCCGAGACCACUGGAAGACAAAGUUGGUAUUGCUUUGGGACUGCUGAAGAUGAAAAUCAUAGGGGUUGCCAGGGACACCUUUUUUUACAGAGGAAUUGGGGUGCGAAAAGGAGCAAUGCUUAUGUUAAGCUUCGAUAUGAUAAUCGUCGUCUUUCUUAAGUUAAAUUAAUUAAAAUAACUGUCCUCUCUGCGUCUUUUACAACAAUUUGAAAAAUAUAUUUAACUUUAAUUGUGGCUGCCUGGUCGGGAUGGCUGCAUGGACGAGUGGCAUGCGCUCAGGACUAUAGUUCGAAGUCGGUCUUCCCGACUUUUAAACCCUGUCCACCGUCCUGAGAGAGGGACUUGCCCUAGGAUGCAAUUAACUUUAAUUUAUCCUUAAUUCUCAAGAAACAUUGGAAACAAAUUAAACUGGCAAUUUAGUGUUUCUAGCUUAUGGUCGACGUUUGUUAUGUAACAAUGUUGUCUAAAAACAAAUCAUCUAAUAUUAUUAUAGCUUUUAUAUAGCGCUACUUUCAUGCUUAUAUCAUGCUCAGAGCGCUUUUUGGUCCAAUCGCAUUUGUGGACCAGUGGGGUAAGGGGUAUCUAGGAGUUGAUUUUCCGUGCUGCCUUUAGGCAGCUCAGUAAACACAACUCUGCCCGAGUCGGGUGUCGAACCUCGAGCCCGCUUCUAGGUAGCCAAGCCAAGCCAAGUUCAAGCGCACUUGGCCUCUCGGCCACUCUUGUAUCCCAUUUUUAGGCUUUAGUUAAGUUUAUGUUGAUGUCUUGCAUAAAUAAUAAAUCAUUGUACUUAUCUGUUUUACAAUCUAGAAAAGGAGAAAGGUAAUAAUUUAAGUUUAUAGCGUCUCGUAAUACGUUGUAUUUUUUUUUAAAUCAUAAAUUCCUCUUCAAAUGACAAUGGACCUCAAUCACCAACCGUAAACAAACAACAUUUAGCCACGUGGUGCUCUAUCUCUUCUACAUAAUUUACGAUCUUAUGUUUGAUUCACGUGACAGUUUUUUUUUCUUCAUUGUUUUAUCAAUAAGAUCACGUGACUAAAUGUUGUUUGUUUACGAUUGGUGAAUGAGGCCCAUUGCAAGAUAUCAGGACAAUAUAAACAUAGGGCAGAAGCAACACAGUUAGUUUUUGAUUUGUUAGUCUCGAAGGUUGUUUUUUUUUGAAGAAAGCGAUGGGAAGUUAACAUCAAAGAAUAGACAGGCCUGUAAGUGAAUAAAUUCUACCGUAGGCAAAGGACAGGGAUGAAUAGAGAAAAACGGUUGACGGUUCUUGUAUGGUGCCCCGGCGGUCCAUCAGACUAAAGAGAUAGGUGAAGAUCAAUUAAAAAAUUUUUAGAAUGCAAGCUCAUGCAUUAAACGUGAAGUUUAGCAAUUGUAAAAAAAAUCCAGAUCAUAAAGAUUUUUUCCCUAUUCAUAAAUUUACCAUACAAGAUCUUCCUGAAGAUUAUCGUGACAAAGAGUUGUUUGACCUGAUUAAGGCUACAGCUGACCUGACAGUUAGAAUUGGUGUGCCAUUUGUCAGUGAAAACAGACCAGAGUAUUGGCCCAAAGAAAAUCAAAACUAUCCUUUUUCUGAUAAAAAAAACACUACGACACGUAGAACUGGAACUGGACAAAUAUACGUGUACAAAUACAUAGAUGGGUGUGGAUUUGAUGGAUAUGGUCGAAAUUUUAAAACUCCAACUGGGACAAAACUUGAGACUUCGUAUAAGACGUGUCCUUGUCAAAAGUGUCAAGACUCAAACGAAUCCAAAAACGUCUGGUGGGAAAUUUUUAUUUUGACAGCCACGCAUUUAGUUUAUGAUGAAAUUGAAGCCAGUAAGGCGGUUUGUAGGUUGUUCUAUGAUGCUAAAGACAGUGAAGUUACACUUUUGGAAAACUUGAGUCUCGUAUACGCAAAUGUUGAGAGGGACGUCUGUGAGAUGAAAUACGUGACGUGUGAUGCGGAACUUGGAGACAAACUUUACGAGACGGCACAACUCUGCGAUGGCCUCUGGAAAAAAAUUUUACAGAAACAAAAUUCCAAUUUUGUGUUUAUAGUAUCACAUCCUCAUGGUUUGCCUAAGCAUGUCAGUUUUGGUAGACUACAAGACAACGAAAGAUUCACUGAAAUGAACGCAGAUUAUGAUCUGUCAAGAUUGACCUAUACAGCGUCAACUUGUUUUGGAAGUGCUGGAGCUAAAGUCAACUGUCUAGGGCUAAAUGUGUGUGGUGAAUACGUCCAUGUAGGGGCUUCGGAAUCCAAUCUGAAUUAUAGUAGCAUUGGCUUUUGUAGUAAGAUAGGAUAACUUGUAAAAGCAAGUGGUCAAAGAAUUACAUUCAACCUAUCGUGAUAGUGAUUUUUUUUUAUUGUUUUGACUUUGCCUUUUAGUUUAAUAAAAAAAAAAAAUUUCGAUUUCUCUAUUCAAGGCAUAUUCUUUUUUUUUUCACCUACACACACACACACACACAUAUAUCUGUUUCAGUUAUAUUUUCAGAGAUAUUUGAUAGGCUCUUUGAUAUUUUUGGGCUGGUACUUUUUUUUUGUUACAUCCUGUCCCGCCUCCCCUCUCUUUGAAAACAAAAACUUAAAUUAUAUAAUCUGUUUCAUCUAAUUUGCACUGCCCGCUUUAUAAUUUUAUGUCUGCAAACAAUAUACUUUAUAAUUCGACCCCCCUUCCUUCACCCUCCUCCUUUGUAUAUAAUCCUACAUACCAUCAAUUUUUCAACUCUUCCUUGAAAUAUUUCAAAAAGCUUUUCGACAUCGAGGAGGCGCGGUGGCUGAGCGGUAAAGCGCUUGGCUUCCGAACCUGGGACCGGGGUUCGAAUCCUGGUGAAGACUGGGAUUUUUAAUUUCGGGAUCUUCGGGCGCCUCUGAGUCCACCCAGCUCAAAUGGGUCCUUUUCUGAUACCUGACAUUAGUUAGGAAAAGUAAAGGCGGUUGGUCGUUGUGCUGGCCACAUGACACCCUCGUUAACCGUAGGAAACAGAAACAGAUGACCUUUACAUCAUCUGCCCUAUAGACCACAAGGUCUGAAAGGUGGAACUUUACUACUUUUUUGACAUCAACCUUUUUUUUAUAUUAAAUCUUUCGUAUCGAACGCUCACAUAAUAUCCUGGCUGAGCAUUCCCCUCCCUUUUUUUUCAUUGUAAUUCUACCCUAAAAUAAUUUUUGUCCAUAAUUUAUAGUUGGUUACGUUGGGCUAGAACGAACCGCUUAUAUCGAUCUCUCACACUUUUCUAGCUUUCCCUUUCCCCACCAAUAAAAGUAAUUCUACAUACAUUUGCUGACAUUUCUUCUUCGGCUUCUUAAUUCAAUAUUUAAAUAUUUCAUAGCUUUUUGUCCAAACCUCUGGCGUCGCCCUUAAAAUUAUAAUAAACCACUGCGGUGUCGUCCGUUAAAGGUGCUCAGUUGUCCUAGACACACGAAAUAUAAUGACUUGGCUAAAGCAAGUAAGAGGUAUGUAUUUAAUAAAACUUGUAAGGUCAUUGGUAAAAAACAACAACAUUGGGGCAAAAAAAAUCGUUCAUAAGAAAUCUUAAAUGAUUUUAGAAAAACAAAAAACUGAUUUGGGCCAGGAUUUUGUGAUUUUUACCAUCCCGAAGGAGAUACAAGACACCGAUAGCAAAGACAAACAGACACAACAAAAUUCCUUUGUUCCCCUGGCAAUCAAAUCAUUUCAUACAACUCAACUAUCUGAUAGAAACAUUAGAUCUGUAACCUUUGAGUCAAUCUAUAUUUUAUUUUCUAUAGUUUCAUUUAUAGUGCUUUGUAUUUGGUGUCAUGCACAAAUUGUAAGACAUUUCCUCAUGGAAAAUAAAUAUGAUUAUGAUUUAUUAUUAUUAUUAUUAUUUUUAUUAUUAUUAUUCUUGUAUUGUUGAUUCUAUUUUUAUUGAUUAUUUAAAGCUCUUAAAACUGUUUGUUUUUAUUUAUAAAACGAAUAUUAUGCUCACCCAUAUUACAUAUGUAUACUCUUUUUUUUACUUUAAACACAUGUAUAGUCGUUCUAAUAGUAAACUUUUAACAUUGGUUAUUAAGUUGUUUUUUUUUUUUUUUCAAAUAUUCAAAAUGUAUGCACAUGUUUUUUAGAUCACAGUGAUUUUCUCCUCAGUCUAGUGGUACUUUCAACAAUGCUUGAUUUACAUGGAAAGAAAAAGAAGCAAAAUUUCAGCCUAGUUCAAGUCUAUGUUUCAACACUCCUCAAGUACACUUGAAUUUUAGUAUCCCUGAAACCUACAGUGAACUACUUUCAAAGAGUUAAUGUUGUUUCUUCCUCCAAUGGAAGCCCCCUUACUUUAACUCAUAAGACUGGCAUGUAAUUUUUGAUACUCUUUACCUCCCCUAGUCCCCCCCCCCGGCCACCCAAUAUUCAUAAACUCUCUUAUUUUCUACUUCGGAGUCUGAAAUACGUAUGUAGAUCUAGCGGCUUCUAGCCUUUAUAACAUUUCUUGUAAACCAUUACUUGGUAAAAAAACUAACACGAUUUAAGAAGCCACUUUAUUUGGUUUAAGUAAAUUCCUACCACAAAAUAUAAUCCUUCUAAAAUAUAUAUAACUUGUUUGCUAUUGCGUUAUUUUUCUACCCUACUUGAUAUUUCAGUUUGGGGGUUUAACCUACCCUUAAAAGUUUUAAAAAAGAUAGAGAUAUGUGUAUUUAAAGGAAAACAUCAUUUUUGUGCAACAAGUAAGAUAGAGAGAUAGAGAUGAAAUAAUUUGUUUUUUUUUUGGUUCAAUCAAAUGUAAAUCGACAUACAUAUUCAGUUGUUGUUUUUUUUGUGUGUGUUUUUUUUUUAAAGUGGUGUUAGAAAUAUUUAAGGACAAAAGAUAAAUCAGGGAAACACUACCGCUGGUCUUUUAAAAAAUGUUUUGCUGUUUUUAGAUACAUGCUAAGAACUAUUAUAAUUAUAAUUUGAAUUUAUUUGUUUAUUCUACAGUUUUUUUUUUGUAUGGUUGUUUUUUUUUUGUUUUUUUUGUUGUUGUUGUUUUUUUGUACAGAGGUUAUAUCCACUUACUCUGUCUGUCUGGUAAAAAGUUUGAACAUGUUUUUUCUCCCGUUUCCCAUUCUCGGAACAAGUUAAAACUUUGCACAAUUAAUUAUUAAACUUGACAAGGCAUACAUCAAAAGAAAUUUUUUUUUAAAAGUUAAUUCAUUGUUGGUGAUUAAUUAGUUUGUUUGAUUUGAUAGAUGAGAGAUGGAGCUAUGGUUUUACAGCCCUUAUUACAUUUUUUCCCCAAUUCCCAUUCUCGGAUCAGGAAUAAUUCACACAAUUAUUCAUAGUCGAUGAGAAUACACGAAUCAAUGCAAAAAUUAUCCAAUUAGCUAAUCAUACAGUAAUAAAUAGUUAAUUUUGUUUUAUAUAACAGAAAGAGAGCUAAACACUGUAAAUUUCAGAUAAAUAGUAAUAAUUAGCCAUUAUUUCCCCCCUAGAUAAGUUUUGGUUUUAAAAAGCAGUGGCGUCACUAGGGUCGGUGUCCCCCGGUGCGGUAAGCUCGGGGUGUCACCCCCCCCCCCUAAGAAAAUAUAAUCUUCCCAUCUAAAACAAACAACUUUCUGUAUGUUGAACAAUAAAACUGUAAGCUAAUUAUUAAAUUGGUUAUACUUGAAAAAUGGUUUUCGAUUAUAUUUUAAAAUGUAGUUUUUUUACAUUUAAUCAAACGUUAUUGUUUAAAUAAAAAAUGUACAAUCAUAGAAUUGAGAAACCUUGAGUUGAACAUAUUUUUUACUAGAGAUUAUUUAAGAGCUCCUUAAGGAAAAUGUCUUAAAUUAUACUAGUGUUUCUCAGCUGCUUUCGAAAACGCCACUGUUAAAAAGUAUUAUUUUUUCUAUUGUUCGAUGUUUUGUAUGUAAGUAGGUACAAAGCUGCAAAUUCUCAUUCCAUCCAGCUCUAAUGGAACCUGACAUAAACUGGGAAAAAGUAAAGGUGUUUUAUCACUCCAUAGAAACAGAUGACAUUUACAUUAUAUGUACUAUAGACUGCCUGGUUUAGAAAUAGCAUUUUACUUUACAUAUUGCUACGAAUCAUUGGCAAAAAACAAAUCCCAUUUGGGCAGUUGUUUGAGACAAACAUCUAUAAAGAAGCUAACAAGAUCCUCGAAAUAAAGAAUCACCCAUUGUGUCAGGAUUUUGUGAUUUUACCAUCACAAAAGAGAUACAAGACACCGAUGGCAAAGACAAACGUGCAUGUGUACUCUUUUGUUCCCCUAGCAAUUAAAUCAUUAAAUAAAAACAAUCUGAUAUAAACUUUGGCUAUUAGUUUACGUGAAUAGAAACGCUAAAUCAGGUUUCUCUUAUAUUUUAAGAAUAUGCAGAAAAAAAUGCAGAUUACAAAGAUGUAAUUUGAUUUCCUCGGAGAUAAAUAGUUUUUAAAAUAUAAAUUUUUAAGUUUUAUUUCUUAUUACUAUAUAUUGUCAUUGGAAAUACGCCAUUUUGGUUUUAAGCCUUAAUACUAGACUAUCUCCCUUGAAUUACUUGCCAACUUUUUUCUGUUGCUGUUUUGUCUUUCUUUCUAGCAGUUAUUAGAUCUAAUAUUAAAAUUCAUUUAAAAUGAUAGCAGCAAGAACAAAAAACUCUCUUUAAAAAGUUAUUGGAAAAAAGAAGAAACAACUUCAUCAAUUUAUUAACAUUUUUUUAGACCUUCAUUUCAGUAAAUACACUUAAAAACUCAUAAGUUGACAGCAUAAGAACAAAAAUUUCUAUAAAAAAAGUUUAAUAUAGAUAAAUAGAUAAAUAUGCUUAAAAACAACAUGGUGGUCAGUAAAGGUAUCUGGUCAUCUAAACUAUUACCAAACUUUGUCACAUGUAAAAUAUGAGUGCGUCUGGUGUGAAUGUACACUUUGGUUUCUUAAAGUUAUAAUGUUUUUUGUUUGGGUAAUGCACACAUUGUAAGACAAAUUUCCAUACGGACAAUAAAGAUUAUUAUUAUUAUUAUUA
Molecule: messenger RNA, 9800 nt
Organism: Biomphalaria glabrata
Lineage: Eukaryota; Metazoa; Mollusca; Gastropoda; Planorbidae
Exons: 5
Coding region: 132-1118 (328 amino acids)
Source: RefSeq, a predicted model, not a curated record